AAAAAUGUCUUCACCAUAUUCACUUUGAGCAAGAUAAAAUACAAAACAAAACGAACACAACACAGCACAACAGAAUCGCGAAACUGAAAAGAAAAAAAGAAAAAUUGUAGGGUUUCAAAUCCAUUUUCCUUCCCUCCAAACACCCUUCUCGGCAUAUUUUCUAUUUCUCCUUCACUCACCAUAACAUUUUCCCACUGCGUUUCUUUCUCGAUGCUAAAUUUUGACAUUUUCUUCAAGAAAAAGAUUUUUCUUUGUUCCUUUCCCGGGGAUAUUUAGCGUUCACCUAGCUCUGCUUCUGCUUCUUUGAGGUAACACGGUUUCUGUCUUUCUGUGUGGUGAAGGUAAAUUUAGCGUUUCUUUUGAGGGAAAAUCAUGGCGUGGAAAGUUAUUUUCCCGGGAAAAUUGUGUUUGAAGGUUUAAUUUUUGUUUAUUAUUUGUUUUUACGUUAAAGAUUGGGGGGAAUUUAUUGUGUUUACUUGUCUCUUAAUUGGAAGAAUUGAAAUGCUUUACAAUGUCGGAAGUUAGUUGAUUUUCACCUUGUUUACCUCAAAGGUGGAAUUUUUAUGUUUAAUUUUGGAUAUUUUGUUGCCUUUAUAGGAAUUUGGUGUGAAAUUGUUUAUCUGAGGGGAAGAAUAGCUGUUGAGUGGUGUUGAGGAAUGGGAGGAUUUGUCAUUAAUGGAUCUGUAGACCCGAGAGAGAGGAUUUGAACUCCGUAGAAACUUUUUAAUGAAGAUUGUAUCCUGAAUCGUUUUAGUUUGUAUGUGCAGUAUUGAGUAAUGGAUUUAGAAGUAAUUUCACCUUCUAGGGAUGCGGUGAAAUGUUGUAAUUGUGGGUGUAGCUGUGCUUCAAUAAGUAGUUCCUCUGGGACUUGGCUUCGGUCUGUAAAAAGGAAGUACGAUGAGUUUGAGGGUGGAAAUAUGUUCUUUGUACCUGGUUUGGCUGUAGAUUCAAAUCCUCGUGUGCAGAUUGAGAAUGAGUGCACUGCCUUGCGUGAAACUGUUGCUAGCCAACAGCAAACCAUACAAGAUUUGUAUGUGGAGUUGGAAGAGGAGAGAAAUGCCUCAUCUUCCGCUGCAAAUGAGGCCAUGUCCAUGAUAUUGAAGUUGCAAAGGGAGAAGGCAGAAGUUCAAAUGGAGGCAAGGCAGUUCAAGCGAUUUGCAGAAGAGAAAAUGUCACAUGACCAACAAGAGCUUUUCGCCUUGGAGGAUUUAUUGUACAAGAGAGAGCAGGCCAUUCAAGCCUUAACUUGUGAAGUGCAGGCUUAUAGGCAUAGGAUGAUGAGUUAUGGGCUUACGGAGGCUGAGGCUGAUGGUGACAAACAUGGACCUAGUCAUAAUCCAAACAUGGUGGAAAGUGCUGAUACCCAAUUUGAUCUUCCUGUGUUUGAUUACCCACCGUUGAAGUGCAACUUGAAUGAGAAUUAUACUCCCUUGGAGGAUGAUAAUGACAGUGUAGAUAUUGAAAAAUAUCCAUAUGGUGAGACCCCUCGUGGCCAGAAUGAAAAAUAUCCAUAUGGUGAGACCCCUUGUGCUCAAAGUCGAUUGAAGAAUUUAGAAUUUAGGAUUCAUCAAAUGGAGAGGAGUCCUGGAAACAGCCAUCUGGAUGGGAAUUUUUCCAGUGGGAAGAAUUUAGAGAAGGUGAUUAUUGGCCAGUCUCCCAGGCCCCAAAAACACAGUAGGAGGUUCUCUAAUGAUAGUUCAAGUUCAUACAUGGGAAUGUUUAAAGAAACAGGUUCAGAUUCUGUCACAGAAUCUCCUAGGUUUAAAAGUUAUGUCAAGAAGAUGGAACAAACAGAGGAUUAUUCUAGUUUGAGAAAAAUGGAUACUGCUGUUGAAUUUUGUGAUGAAAUGAGUGACAGAGUUUAUACCAUUGAUUCUGUCAACAAUGGAGUAAAAUAUAAUAGUUUUAAGGAACCUAAAAAUGGUGUAGGAGUUUGUGAGGACUAUGACAACUCACCAAGAGAUUCACUGAACAGAUAUUAUACUGAAGAUCCAGAUGUCAAUAAGCUCUACAUGAGGCUUCAAUCACUUGAGGCCGACAGGGAAUCAAUGAGACAAGCAAUUAUUUCAAUGCGGACAGACAAAGCACAAAUGGUCUUAUUAAAAGAAAUUGCUCAACAUCUGUGCAUGGAAAUGACCCCUGAAAGGCAAAUGCCUGUGAGGAAAUCAUCUGUCAAUAGAAAUUUCUCCUUCAUGUCAAUUUUCAAGUGGAUCGCAUCCUUUGUUUUCUGGAGGAAAGGUUAUCGUAGCAAGUAUACAGCUGGGUUGUCAGCUGACAAUGUGGGCUUGCUUUUGCUUCUAGAUAAGAGCACUCACAUGAGGCAGUCAAGAUGUGUUCACAGCAUACAAGUGUGAAAUUGGUUCUGAAAUUUCUGUUUUCAUUGGAAGGUUAUGCUCAUAAUUGCAAAUGCCAUGCUCAUAAAUGUGAAUGCCAUGUGGAUUUUCGUCAUACUGUUACCGUGACUUUCUCAUUCUUUUGCCUGGAUUCCUGGUUGCCUGGUAAUUGGGUGUAUUGUGAAGUGUUGAUUUGUUUCAUUUUCUUGGGAUUGAAAAGAUUCUGCUGUUUGAUUAGUAAAACAUGGAUAUGGUGUAGGCAUGCUUGUUCAUUAGGUUGUUGGUAAUCAGAAGAAGGAAAAAAGUCUUCGAACACUCUGCCCCUGUACAUUGCAGAUUCUUGUAUGAUUUCAAUCAAUAUGAAGUGCUAUUUUUCCUCA
This is a messenger RNA of Mangifera indica (mango), 2713 nucleotides long. RefSeq names its product myosin-binding protein 7-like. The transcript is spliced from 3 exons. NCBI's taxonomy places the organism in Eukaryota, Viridiplantae, Streptophyta, Magnoliopsida, Sapindales, Anacardiaceae. The record is from RefSeq and is a predicted model, not a curated record. Bases 777 to 2354 code for a protein of 525 amino acids.